UAUGCUAGUGGCUACAUCUCACAUGCCUUUGCCCUGACAAAUUGUUAUCUGGGAGAGCCAGCCUCACUCUACAAUAAAUUUAGUCAUGGAUCGAAGACUGGACCGAUUGCAAGAAAUUUGCAUAAGAAUUCAUAAUACCCAUUUGACAUAUUUAGAAACCAACGAUAGUCCAUCAAAAAUCAAAGAACGCUACAAAUUAGAAGGUUUUAUCAACGAAUAUGUUGGUCUCGUCCCAAACGAAAAAAAAUAUGUAUUCCAAGAAACGUCUGAUAUUCUACUACGAUCUGCAGAAACAUUAGAAGGAUUUAGUGUUUAUCGUGCAAGUGAAGCAUGGUCGGCAAUUUCUAUAUACGCCUCGAAUCUCCUGGCUCAACCAUGGCGAAAAGAAUAUCGUUCUGUUCAAACUUAUAGUGGUUACUAUAAGCACGAAAUCGAAGCUAACUUGUUUCAAGCUGAACUUAUGUUCUAUUUAAUGGGAUACAAGAAAUCUGAACAUUCAGUUUUAACACUUGAUGGUCCUAUUGAUCCCGACAAAGUUUCAAAUGUUUCGAGAGAUGCAAUCGUUGCGUUUGUUGAAUGUCAAAUUCUUAAGAAAAUUUUUGAGACUGUUUCUAAAUCGUUCUCUAUAUCAUGGUUCGAUAUCAUAGAACAUCGAAGAAAAUUCGUUGGAACUGCAGAGCAAGCUAUUCGGAGUAUCCAUCAACUGCUGCAACGAGAUAAUCAAAACAAAAUGAAAUCAGAAAAUUAUCCACAGUAUUAUCAGAAACGAUUCAAUUCAACUACAUCAGACGAUACUUUCGAAGACAAUUUUAACGACUCAAGUGAUAAAAAAAUAUACGACGUUGUAGCUACUACCGAAUUUACACCAAAUUGUGCGUUCGCUUCUCGUUCUGUUUCUUGUGAAAUAAUAAAAACCGAUCGGCUAGUGAUAUCUGGUUCUCAGAACCAGUUAACAAAAAAUUUAACAAGUAAGAUAAUGCCUCAGUCUAAUAAAAGACAUGAAAAAUGUGACAACAGUUGUGAUUCAAGUCGUAAGAUUGGUCAAACUGACAUAAAUCUCAUUGACUAUUCCAUGAAAUACCUCUGUGAGAGGGACAUGUCUUUCGUUAGAACUUCCGUCCAUCAAAAUUCCAUCUCAAGUGAAUCUAACACUUUACAUCGGACAUCUGAAAAUACAAAACAUCCAAAUGAUCGAGAGUUGAUUUUCCAAGAAAAAAAAAAAGCUAGAAGGAAAAAUGACGAUUCGGCUAUUAGCGUCGAGCGGCUUCAUCGCCACUGGUUCGAUCCUCAAAUAACAUUCUUGAAUACCGUUGAGAAAAAAAUGUCGAGUAACCCAGAAUUACAAAAAAAUUUGAAGUCAUCAUUAAACUUAAUCGAUCUUAAUAAAAUAUCUCAGAAAGUUGAAAUAGACGAAUCACAUCGAUUGAAAAGCGCUACACAACUAUAUGAAAAGGCUGACAAAUUUUCUAUUGAGUCUAAUAAUGAGCACCAAAAUAUCGGAUAUCAUGAAUGGAAUUGUCUAUUUUGUACAUUUAUCAAUACAACUCAAGCCGAAAUUUGUCAAAUGUGUGGAAAAUCUAGACGAAGCGUACCAAACGAAAAACCUCUAGAAAGUGGGAGUAAACAGUGCCCAAACUUUGAUGUGUAUAUCAUAUUCAGUUCAGAGAGACUUGGUUAUUGUAAAAAAGAAAAGUGAGGUUAAACCCAGAGUUGACAGUCGACAUUUUUGUUGUUGAUAUGUCAUAUAUGUGAGUAAAAAAAGCAAUUAAAUAAUAGUUCAAAGAGAUUUAAUAACAGUCCAUACAUUUUAUAGAUACCAAUUUUAACAAUGGAUCAUCCUGAAUUUGAAGUUUAGAAACAUUUUGAUGUUGUUGCAAAUCCUGAAUGCAAAUACACGACAGGAAGUUGUAAAUAUUGUGGAAAAAAAUAUGUUUCAAAUGUUGGUAGAAUGAUGAAGCAUCUUGCUCAAGAAUGUCAAAAUUGUGAUGAUGAAAUUAAAAAAAAUUUUAUGAAAAUGAUUGUGCCAAAUAAUAAACCUGAUGUCAGAUCUCAUCUGAGCAAGUUGUAGCACUAAUUGCAAAGAACAAAACAACUCAAAACAAAGGCUCAAUUGACAAGUUUAUUGAUACUAAAAUGUCCAAAGAAAAUCAUGAUAAAUUGACUGCUUCUUUUGCAAAUAUUCAUACAAAAAACAGAAACUCAUUAUUAAAUGAUCGUACUCAAAAACUCGUUCGUAUCAAACACAAUUUACGACUCGUUGAACCUGCUCGAUUAACAAUAUCACCAGUAAGAAAAAAAUCAUUAGUAACAAAAAAUGAUACGAGUUUUGAAGAAUUUGUUGGAGAAAUAUCUGAUUGGGAAGAUGAAGGUUGGGACGAUUGUUCUCUUCAUGAUGAUAAAAGUAAAAACAAAAUUUAAUUGUUGACCAAAAAAAUUGAUAAGUUUUUUAAAGUGAAGAGCUUGAAUUAUCAUUAUUGUUCUUAAAAAAGGGUUACAAGUUUAAACUUUUAAAGUUCAAAGAACACCAAAAAUUAAUCAUAUAAAAUUUAAAAACAUAUCGAGUUUUUAGUUGAGUUUGUCAUUUUUUUUUCUUUGAGAAUAUUGCUUCUUUUUUUGUCCUUUGUUUUUCAUUUCUACUUUGAUCUUUUUAUAUUUGUUUUUAAGGAUACUGGUAGAAACAUUUCUCCGUCUUUUCUCCAACUUCUUUCCAACUUUUCUCCGUCAUUUCUCCACCUUUUUACGAAAAUGACCCAUGGUUGGAGAAAUGGCGGACAAAUUUCUCCAACCUUUCUUCAACCAAAAAUUUACUCCAACUUUUUUCCGACUUUUCUCCAACUUUUUUCUGCUAUUUCUCCAACCUGAAAUGUACUCCAUAUUUUUUCCAACCAUUCUUCAACCAAAAAUUUACUCCAACUUUUUUCCAACUUUUCUCCAACCAUGGGUCAUUUCCGGAAAAAGGAGGACAAAGUUGGAAAAAAGGCGGAGAAAGUUGGAAAAAGUUGGAGAAAUAUUUCUGCCAGGGCUUUUUUCAUCUUGCUAUAUAGCAAUAUAUAGCUAAUUUGUACCCGUUUUUUUAUCAUUUUUAUUAAGGUUCAAACUAACGCUUUGCUUAGUACAAAUCAACCCAUGUCAAAACAAAGACAAAAAAACAAAAUUAUUGGAUAUUUAUAGAAAAUAUCAAGAGGCACGGUAGUGCCUCGCGUCAAGUUUGAGAAAAAAAAAAAAGUGGGAUAAACGAGAUUAACUACCGUGCCUAUAUAUUAUCGGCAUAGAGCUAACCCUAACCCUCUAAUUCCUUGGGAAUUUAUUUUAAAAUAUGAUUGAUCAGAUAAAAAUGAUAUGACUUCUAAUCAUUUCAUUGAAUCAAUAUCACACUUUUUUAUAAAAAAAAAAAAAAAUUUUUUUAGAUGUAUACUUUUUUUUUAAACUUUAAAAUCAAUUUCAGAAAUUGCUUUUUUCUUGAUAUUUCU
Messenger RNA from Aphidius gifuensis, 3470 nucleotides. RefSeq lists its product as uncharacterized. NCBI's taxonomy places the organism in Eukaryota, Metazoa, Arthropoda, Insecta, Hymenoptera, Braconidae. Gene Ontology annotation, cellular component: cytoplasm. The record is from RefSeq and is a predicted model, not a curated record. The transcript has 3 exons. The coding region runs from base 86 to 1696 and encodes 536 amino acids.